Phytophthora megakarya is the source of this 2727-nucleotide messenger RNA. Lineage: Eukaryota; Oomycota; Peronosporomycetes; Peronosporales; Peronosporaceae. The record is from the annotation of a GenBank genome assembly.
AUGGCCAGGAGGGGCGGUUGUGAUGAGGCAGUUCCCAGUUUUCAGGAUAGUCUGAUUUUGGAGUGCGACAAUGGAGAUCCGGAGAUAUUGAUUGGUGGAGGUGAAACAGAUGGUGCGACAAGUGUGGAAAGAAAGUUGGAUUGGAACUUUUCGAUCAGUGUGGUGAAGAGCUUUUGGGGAAUGUCUAAGGUAGAAUACCUUGGACAUAAGGUCUCGUACGAUGAACUGGAGGCGAAUCUGAAAGAUCUGUCUGCAUUAACUGUUCUAGUCUUUCCAGGAUCACUCAGAGCUAUGCAAUCAUUUUUGGGAAGUCUGAACUAUUAUAGCCGAUUUAUUGAAGACUACGCGAUCUACGCGUCGGUUAUGUACGAAUUGCGAGAAAUCGAUUUUGCUGCGAUGACAAAGGGGGCUACCCAAGCGCGGAUCCAACAAGUACUGGAAGCGGAGGACGCAGAUCAAGUAUCGCAGGAAGAUCGGGGUGUCGACCACCGAAGGACCUUGGAUCUGGAGGCACCCGACCCUAUUGAGAUAGAUCCACGUUGGAUCCAUGCUCAUCGGUCUUUCAACGUGCUUAAAACCAGGAUUGUUUCAACUCCGAUCUUACGACACUUUGACCCAGAUCGGAAGGCCACAGUGGUUGUGUACGCUAGCGACUGGGCCAUCUCGGGAGCAUUGAUGCAAGAAUACGCCCAGAUCUACCAUCCCGUGACGUUCGCAAGCCGUACUCUGAAGUCGAACGAGCUAAACUAUGUCAUCGCGGAGAAAGAGGUACUAACACUUCUGACGAUCCUGGAUCUUAACUAUAAUGGGUUGGUCGUGCGUCCGAUCCAUGUGUUGACCCGACACACAACAUUGGCGUGGCUCUUCAGAUUCACCGCCCUACAAGGACGUCUAGGACAGUGGACCGCUCUGUUGUCGCCCUGGACUUUUGAGAUCACCAAGUGUGUCAAAAGAGAGCACGAGAUCUUAGGAGCACUGGCGGCCAGAAUUACCCCUAGUUCAGAAGUGGAUAAGGCAUUGAUCUCAAUUGCCCCCAAAAAGGAACCAAGACGUAAGAUCCAUACUCCGAUCCCCACUGUUAGACGAGAUGAGGAUAUACGUCCCCGUGCCAAGAGAGGUGGAGGCGCCUACAGCGCGAUCUUGUGGAAGUUUCCCGAGUGGAGGGUGCUGAAAGCUAGAGCAGGGUAUGCCGAAGGCUUGACGGUGAAUGAGGCGGAAUAUCAUGGGUUGUUGCUAUGUCUGGAUCUGUUAGAAGAUCUGGAUCCACGACGUCUGGUGAUCUGCGGAGACUCAAAUCGGGUGAUCCGACAAGUCAGACACUGUUACGCCAGCGAGCUUAGGACCGACUACGUACUUGACCAGAUCAUGAGCUGUUACACGUCAAACGAGACUGGGACGGGAACAUCAGCUGUGACGACCCGAUCUAAAGCUAGAUCGGGGGUGCGUUUUGGAUCUGAUCCAGACUCCCUACGAGAGGAAGUCGUGAGAGAGCUACGGAUCGAGCGGAUCCGACAAGCGCAGGACGAGGAGUUGUGGAUCACGGGCUGGAAGAAGUAUUUGGUCGGGGAGAUCCGAGAUCUGACACAAGAAGAGGCUAAGAUGUUUGGAUCUAUUGCUAUGAAUAAGGAAGUGGAUCAGUUGGAUCUACUCUUCUAUUGCCCGACGACUAAAGAAACCGCUGCAGAUCGACCGGUGGUACCUGAGACGGUUCAACAGGACAUUUUGCAUCACUAUCACACGAGCCUACUGGGUGGCCAUCAAGGGAUCGGUCGCACCUACGAUCGGAUCCGUGAUCAUUUCCACUGGAGAGGGCUGUACAAGAGUGUACAGCGAUAUGUGGGGGAAUGUGUCUAUUGUGAAACGGGCAAGAGACGAUCCAGGGCGGCAUACCCAUUCCAGAUCAUUGCCAUGGAUCACAUACAUUCAUUGCCUAGAUCCUUCAAUUGCAAUACCGAAUUGUUGAUCUUCGUGGAUCUAUUCUCGGGAUAUGUAAUCGCCAAAUCCAACGCCUCUAGAUCCGCUCAGACAAUCGCCGAGACCUACGAAGAAUGUGUCUUCCGCCGAUUUGACACGAGCGAGGUGAUCCGACACGAUCGGGAGCCAAACUUUACGUCUGACUUCUUUAAGUCGUUCAACAAGAUCCUGGGGCAACGCCAACGGGCUACUAUGGCGUAUCGACCCCAGGCUAAUGGAUCUGCAGAACGUAUGGUCCAGAAAACUACCAGGGACCUUAAGAUCGAAAUUGGGACGUGGGACGAGUACGCCGAACGACUCACCUUCGCGAUCAAUACUGCAAGGUAUCGGAUCCGAGGUGAAACGCCCUUCUACAUGAUACAUGAUACAUGGCUGGGAUCCCAGAUCUACCUUGGAAGCGGUGAUCCCGGCACGAUCGAGAUCCGAGAAGAUGGCGAUAUCUACUAUCAGCAGGCCAGAGAACAAGUGAACCAACGUCUACGUGAGGCGAUCGCGGAUCGAUUCUGGAUCAAGGGUUUGGUUAUACCUAGAUCGGGAUAUGCAAAAAAGCUGGCGCACUUAUGGCAUGGUCCAUUCCGCGUUGCCGCGAAGUUCGGAGAAUACGCCGUGAACAUUUUCCCGGUGGUGCAUGUGUCGAAGAUCAAACUGGUCAAGGUAUUCCCAGAUCAACCAAUAGCUUGUCUAAACGGGUCAGAAGGAGAUCGGGUGGAUUUGGAUGAGGCUCUCCUACCUGAAGACAGCUGGAUCCACUAG